Messenger RNA from Centruroides sculpturatus (bark scorpion), 1267 nucleotides. Its product is annotated as zwei Ig domain protein zig-8-like. Lineage: Eukaryota; Metazoa; Arthropoda; Arachnida; Scorpiones; Buthidae. Gene Ontology annotation, cellular component: neuron projection membrane. The transcript has 4 exons. The record is from RefSeq and is a predicted model, not a curated record. Bases 1 to 678 code for a protein of 225 amino acids. Gene Ontology annotation, biological process: synapse organization.
AUGGUGCUUUCUGGUCAGAUAUUUCAAGAACGAAUAGCAUUCAGAUUUCAGGUUUCGUGGGUAAGACAACGUGAUCUACACAUACUCACCGUAGGAAGGUAUACAUAUACCAGUGACCAAAGAUUUACUUGUAUCCACCUGGAAAACUCCGAUAUAUGGACAUUGGAAGUAAAAUAUACACAAAAACGUGAUGCAGGUAUUUACGAAUGCCAAGUCAGCACCGAACCAAAGAUGAGUCUAAGCAUUAUGCUAAACGUCGUAGUGGCUAGAGCCAGUAUACCAGAAGGACCAAAUCUUUACAUUCAGAGCGGUAGUACUAUUAAUUUGACUUGUAUCAUCACAGAAAGCACAACUCCUCCAGUUUUUGUCUUCUGGUACCACGAUGAUCGCAUGAUCAAUUACGAUUCUACAAGAGGAGGGAUUAAAGUUACGACAGAGAGAGGACCAACGACAGUUAGUAGAUUACAAAUACACAAUGCCAAACCAUCAGAUUCUGGAAAGUAUUCGUGUAUGCCCUCUUAUGCUGAUCCUGCAAAUAUCACCGUUCAUGUUUUAAAUGGUGAGAAACCUGCAGCAAUGCAACACGGAAGACAGACAAACUGCACAAACUGCAUACCGACAACACAACUGAUAAUCAUACUUUUAUUGAAUUGGUUCAGUGUCAUCGUUCACAGAUAGUGUGCCUUGGACCAAAAUAUGGUGCAGGAGCUGGAGAAAGAACUCUGCAGUGUGGAUACAGUCCCAGUUUCUCAUAAUCCUGGUCCUGGGGUAAAGAAACGAUUAUCAAACAUCUGCAGGCCAAAAUAGUAAAAGAAAAAAAAAACAAAAAGUCGUUCGGAGCUAAAAAUAUAAAAGAAAAAUAUAUUAAAAUAAAUAAAUAAAUACAUAAAUAAGGACAUCAAUAAAGGAUGACAUGAAUAUUAGUGAUGUGAAUUCAACUGCAGUAAUGACUUAUAUAGUAAAAAAAAAAUUGUGCUGUUUCGUUAGAAUUCGUGUGAAUGCUGUGAUCUGUGGAAAAAUUAACUAUGAAGACGAAAGAAUCCUGAUAGAAAAAACAAAAAAUCAGUUUGAAAUCGUGAAAGUAAUUAGUAUAUAAUAGAGAAUAUAAGAAAAUUUUAUGUUUAAUUUUAAAAAAAAUGAAAAAAAAAUGUUUCGCGAGAUAUGUGAAAAUUCGUGGAUAUUUGGAUAUAUUUUAUUUGUUUGUCUUUUUGUUGCUUAUUUUUCUUUAAAUAUUUUAAAUAGAAUAUUUCUUUUUAUUCAAAUGUUU